Molecule: messenger RNA, 1619 nt
Organism: Lotus japonicus
Lineage: Eukaryota; Viridiplantae; Streptophyta; Magnoliopsida; Fabales; Fabaceae
Product: nudix hydrolase 8-like
Exons: 10
Coding region: 472-1533 (353 amino acids)
Molecular function (GO): NADH pyrophosphatase activity; ADP-ribose diphosphatase activity; NAD binding
Source: RefSeq, a predicted model, not a curated record
AUCAUAUAUCACCCAUUACCAAAGCACCGGACACCGACUGCCUACAUUUCUAUUUUGAAAUGAUCAUUUAUCUGCUGGAUUUUUAUAUCAGACCUCAAGCACGUUUCACAAAGAAAACUAUUUAAUGUGUUUGUGUUUAUCUUCAAAUCACGCACAUAAGAAUUUAGUGAAUACUUUGCGUGGCGUGUUCCACUGUGAGAUUAUACUGAACUGAUCAAUUAGCUUAAUUGCCUUUAUUGGUGCCCCAUUGGAUUAUCAAAUUUCUUAAUUCAAUGAAUAAAUUAGUAAUACCUUAUUGUUUACUCUGAAGGACGAUUAAUCACAUUUGUUAUGAACAUGAAGCUUCGAAGACUCUACAUUAACAUUCUUGUUAUUCUAGUGUGUUGGUGAAGAUUCUCUAGUAUAUAUAACACUCAACCACAAGUAUAUCAAAUUUGCAUUCAAAUCGUGUUUUUGUAUUAUCUGAUAUCGAUGGAGCUGAAAUCCUUGUCUUCCAAUUCUGUGUUCACUUCUGGGAUUAUCCACGUGGGAAGAAUAUAUUCCUCUGUGUCCUCAAAUUUCAGGGGCGUUAGAUUCUCUAGACAUUCCAAAUGUUUCAGUGGGUUAUCUCUAAGGAAUUGUUUGGGCGAUAAAGCUGUUAUCAGUUCAGUUGGUCCAGAUAAACUUGCCGCAGAAACGAGCUUCCAUCACAUUAAUGGCAUAAAUGGCUCAGCUUCAGGCCUGUAUUCCCAAAAUCUGAGAGUACUUGAUGCAUUUGAAGAUGUGUAUGAAGGGGUUGUCAUUGACUCAGAUCGGUUGCCAAACAACCCCUCUACCUUUGCACCUAUUUUGCGUUUUUCUGUCUCUCAUUGGAAAAAGAUGGGAAAGAAGGGGAUUUGGCUUAAGUUGCUGUUAGAACAGUCUCACCUUGUUCCAAUAGCUGUAAAGGAAGGCUUUCAGUACCACCAUGCGGAGCCAGGAUAUGUGAUGUUAACAUACUGGAUUCCUCAAGGACCUUGCUUGCUUCCCGUCAAUGCUUCUCAUCAAGUAGGAGUUGGGGGAUUUGUAAUCAAUGACAGCAAUGAGGUGCUUGUAGUGCAAGAGAAACACUAUCCUCCUACACUUCAUGGUAUUUGGAAGAUACCGACUGGGUUCAUUCUUCAGUCAGAGGAGAUAUAUACAGGAGCCAUAAGAGAAGUGAAGGAAGAAACUGGGAUUGAUACAGAGUUUAUUGAAGUCAUAGCAUUCAGGCAUGCACAUAAUGUGGCAUUUGGAAAGUCAGAUUUAUUCUUCAUCUGCAUGCUAAGAUCCCUGUCAUCAGAGAUCAUUGUUGAUGAUCUUGAAAUUAAAGCUGCCAAGUGGAUGCCCCUAGAUGAGUUUGUAGAGCAGCAUUUUAUCCAAGAAGAUUCCAUGUUCAAGAAGAUCAUGGAUAUCAGCAUUGCUUGUCUGGAGAAGCGUUAUUGUGGCAUGUGUGCUCAUCAGAUGGUUUCCAAGUUUGAUGGGUUUAGGGCUUGGCUUCUUCAUUUCUUUCUGCAACCAAUACCAAUGCGAUGAGUUCUUGAUUCACAAUUCGAGAGAAACUGAAAAACCUUCCACGCCCACAAUGCGGUGGUUGCCGCUGAGCACAGUGUCAAGCACGG